AAGGAAGUAGUGAGUUACAAAGAUCACUUCCCGAGAAAAGAUUCUCAGCAUGAAUGCAGGUCCUUCUCACAUUUAAAUGUGCUUGUAGAAAGAGGACCUAAUGCCAUCAAAGAUCUUCUCUUCAUUGAAAUGACCUGCACAACAGAUGGUGGAUUUGAGGAAUACAUGCUUAGUUGCAUUUGUGUGGUCUCAUCCGACGAUGAUGGUGAGUGCUGUGAAUGCGGUGAUGAUGUGAAGCAUCCCACUGGUGCGGAGUACAAAAAGGGUGAUGAUGUGCAGCAUCCCACUGGCGCGGAGUACAAAAACGAUGUAGCCAAGGGUCGUGUUCAGUGCGGGAGGCCUAUAUCAGGUGAAGAAUUUAACGAGUUUAUUGUUGUGCGUGACGAAGAUUGGCUUGAGGCGGAGGAGGCUAUGGUGAGGCAGCAGUUCAAGACGUUUGACAUAGCAGAUAGCCAUGGAGCAAGGGGGGAAAUACAUCAUACCGGCAGAACGUCUACAAGCAUAGAUGCAGAGUCAAUGGGGCCUAGUGCUUUGUUGUAA
This is a messenger RNA of Hordeum vulgare subsp. vulgare (domesticated barley), 540 nucleotides long. RefSeq lists its product as uncharacterized. The record is from RefSeq and is a predicted model, not a curated record. The transcript has 3 exons. NCBI's taxonomy places the organism in Eukaryota, Viridiplantae, Streptophyta, Magnoliopsida, Poales, Poaceae. The coding region runs from base 130 to 540 and encodes 136 amino acids.